This is a messenger RNA of Sycon ciliatum, 1772 nucleotides long. RefSeq lists its product as uncharacterized. Lineage: Eukaryota; Metazoa; Porifera; Calcarea; Leucosolenida; Sycettidae. Bases 80 to 1321 code for a protein of 413 amino acids. Gene Ontology annotation, molecular function: hydrolase activity, hydrolyzing O-glycosyl compounds. Gene Ontology annotation, biological process: carbohydrate metabolic process. The record is from RefSeq and is a predicted model, not a curated record. The transcript has 7 exons.
UUCUCGAUCUCAAAUCUGCACUUCACUUCAGUUCUCUCUUGCUUUCAUCCAUUCAGUUUUGUGUUUCUUCUUGGUCAACAUGGCACGACUUGUGUUGCUGCUUGUUGCUGUCGCGGUUGCGCCUAGCUUCGGUCUGGACAAUGGCCUCGGCCGUCGUCCUCAGAUGGGAUGGAAUUCAUGGAACAAAUUCCACUGCAACAUCAGCUCACAGCUGAUCCGCAAGACGGCCGACUUGCUAGUGUCGACUGGAUUGUCCAAAGUCGGCUACACGUACGUGAAUCUAGAUGACUGCUGGGCCACGAGCCGUGAUAAGCUGGGGCGCAUCCACGAAGAUCCCAAGGCUUUCCCGGAGGGCAUGGGUCAUCUUGGAGAGUACAUCCACAACCAGGGAUUGAAAUUUGGCAUCUACAGUGAUGCUGGCGAUCUGACCUGUGCAGGUCGCCCUGGCUCUCUGGAACAUGAGAACAGCGAUGCUCAGUCGUAUGCAGACUGGAAGGUGGACUACCUGAAGUAUGACAACUGUCAUGCAGGUGACAUCGAUGUUAGAGAACGUUACCCCAUCAUGCGCGAUGCUCUGAACAGAACCGGUCGUAAGAUUUUCUUCUCCAUGUGCGAGUGGGGCAAGGAGGCACCAUGGCUCUGGGCAGGCCCAGUUGGCAAUAGCUGGCGUACUACUGGUGACAUUGACCCAUCCUGGGAGCGCACCAUGUAUUGUCUCGACCUGAACGAGCCACUGUACCCGUACGCCGGACCUGGAAAGUGGAACGACCCAGACAUGCUCGAGGUUGGUAAUGGUCUGACUAACGUUGAAGGGCAGUCCCAUUUCAGUCUGUGGGCAUUGAUGAAGGCACCGCUGCUGAUCGGCUGUGACAUCUCCAAGAUGUCCGCUGCCACCAAAGCCACUCUCAUGAACGAGGAGGUUAUUGCUGUCAACCAGGAUCCACUCGGAGUGCAGGGUCACCGAACGUCCAGGGCAAACCCGAACGGAGCAGAGCUGUGGCAGGGCCCCUUGGCUGAUGGAUCCAUUAUUGCCAUUCUGUUCAAUCGCAACGACGACCUGCCCGCCAACAUCACCGUUUCUUUCGCUUUCCAAGGCACCGCGAUCGACAUGGAGAUCCGGGACUUGUGGCUGCACAAGGACCUCGGACAGUUCAGCGAGUUCAGCCCUAUCGUCCCGCCCCACGGUGUGCGUAUGCUGAAGGUGAAACCUGCCGGUGGCAAGAAAACCCCGUCCGGUGCGGAGCUGUUGAAUGCCACCACGCUCACAUCAUACUACUUCAUCUUCCCGUCCAUAAAGACCAAGGUGCAGACGGUAGUAUAAAGUGGUGAGUGUUCUGCUGUUAUGCAUAUGCUUUCAUGCCCUUUUGAGCUGAUUCAUUUAUUUCUUCUGCAUUUCCACCUUGUUCAUAUAUGAAGCUAGAGGGCAUUUGUGACAUCUGGCCUCUCAUUAUGAUCCCAUUUCUGACAUAGCUGACAGGUCUCUUUAUGCUGCCGUUUCUGACAUGCUGACAUGUGUUGAUUACACAGUGCUACACCUGAUGCUUUUACCAUUUUUCCAAACCUUUUUGUUUUUUAUAAAUAGCAGUGCAGUAGUGUACAUAAAGAAGGCCUUAGAUUCUUUAGGCACCGCAACUGUUUGCUUCUUUUUUUCUGUUGCUUUUUUGCACGUGACUUUCGUGUGUUUCUUAUUUAUAAGUGUACAGUGGACCAGUGAAGUAAUGAUAUCAUCAUGUGAUCGUUUGGUCAGAUCCAGAUCCAUUGGAUCAAUAAUA